Cucurbita maxima (winter squash) is the source of this 1532-nucleotide messenger RNA. RefSeq lists its product as uncharacterized. The record is from RefSeq and is a predicted model, not a curated record. The coding region runs from base 245 to 1471 and encodes 408 amino acids. The transcript is spliced from 4 exons. NCBI's taxonomy places the organism in Eukaryota, Viridiplantae, Streptophyta, Magnoliopsida, Cucurbitales, Cucurbitaceae.
UUUGUACUCCACAAUCCGCCUUUUGAGAAUCAUAAAAAUCCCUGCAAAACUUCUCUAUCUUAAUCAUCAUCUUCACCGGCGACGACCAUCGGGCCGGUGAAAUGAACAUUCCAGCGACUGAUUCUUCACAAUCCGCUCGCACUCUUCGCAUCUCCGAUCAUCGCCGUCAUGUAUUUCACGAAAAGCUCUGAUCCGAAAUCCAUUUCCUCGUUCGCUUAGUUACGAAGUUAUCCGCGCUAGUUCCAUGGAAUUUCGGGGAAAGAUGAAGAUUCAGCCUAUUGAUAUCGAUCCUCCAAAUGGAAGGGUUGGCAUUCGUAAUGAUCCAGGCAAGCCGAUGCUGAAAUCGCGUUUGAGAAAGCUCUUCGAUCGGCCGUUUCCGAAUGUUCUAAAGAAUUCUUCAGCGGAAAAGCCCAUAGCGACUGGAGAGGCCGCACAGCUCAUCGUCAAUAAAGAUGGAGUGGGUGAGUUCGAGCCGAGCUCCAUCUGUUUGGCUAAAAUGAUUCAGUGUUUUAUAGAGGAGAGCAACGAGAAGCAGUCGUCAGUGGCCACUGCUAUGAAAAAUGGUCGCAAUCGCUGUAAUUGCUUCAACGGAAACAGUAAUGACAGUUCCGACGAUGAGUCCGAUGACUUUGGUGAAUCUGUAACAAUCGGAUCAUCUGGUGCGGAUGUUUCCGAUUUACUCAAGAGUCUGAUUCUCUGCGACAGUGUAACCGAGAGAAAUCUCUUAGCGGACACCGCAAAGAUUGUUGAGAAGAACAAUAAAAUUCACAAAAUGAAGAACGAUUUGAGAAAAGUUGUCACGGAUGCGCUUACAUCUCUCGGUUACGAUUCUUCAAUCUGUAAAUCAAAAUGGGACAAAUCUCCUUCAUAUCCUGCAGGGGAAUAUGAAUACAUCGAUGUGAUGGUGGAGGGCGAGAGAUUGGUGAUAGACAUAGAUUUCAGAUCGGAGUUUGAGAUCGCUCGUUCGACUGGUGUGUACAAGGCGAUGCUCCAAGUACUUCCGACUAUCUUCGUCGGCAAAACGGAUCGUCUAGGUCAAAUCGUCUCGAUCGUAUCGGAGGCGGCGAGACAGAGCUUGAAAAAGAAGGGGAUGCACUUUCCGCCAUGGAGGAAAGCCGAAUACAUGAGAUCCAAAUGGCUUUCCUCUCACAUCAGAUCCAAACCUCCAAAUCCAUCGCAAAACGAGAACGAAAUCACGGACGAGGUCCGAAGCGACAAUAGCGAGCAAUCCUCGAUAGAAACGGAUUGCGGAGAAUUCGAAAUGAUUUUCGACGAGGAAACGACGACGACGACAUCACCUGAGAGUGAUUCGAUGAAAUCAUCGCCUCCGCCGCAGAAAUGUUUUAAUGGCGGUGAGAAGGCGGCUGUGGCAGUGACGGCCUGGCAACCUCCGGCGAUCAAACCGAAGAGUCUCGAUAAAGGAGCGAAGAUCGUUACUGGAUUGACAUCGAUCCUCAAAGAGAAUCCGUAGAAAUUUUGUUUAUUUUUUUGUAUUGAAAAUCUAAAAUAUCAUAAACAAAAGAAAAAAAAAA